Molecule: messenger RNA, 216 nt
Organism: Phanerochaete carnosa HHB-10118-sp
Lineage: Eukaryota; Fungi; Basidiomycota; Agaricomycetes; Polyporales; Phanerochaetaceae
Exons: 1
Source: RefSeq, a predicted model, not a curated record
GACUGGGAGUCGCGUCGGCUGACCCAUGAGCAGAUGGCUAGCGCAUCGUUCCCAAUAUACGAAACAGUGCAAAAAAUGGGUGACCUUGUACUCAUACCUCCAAAAAGCUGUCAUCAGGUCGCGAACAAAGGUGGACUGACUAUCAAGGUUGCAUGGUCCCGCAUGUCCCUCAAGUCAUUGUAUCUAGCCUUCCAUGAUGAGUUGCCAGUGUAUUAG